Messenger RNA from Schizophyllum commune H4-8, 664 nucleotides. RefSeq lists its product as uncharacterized. The coding region runs from base 27 to 188 and encodes 53 amino acids. The record is from RefSeq and is a predicted model, not a curated record. The transcript has a single exon. NCBI's taxonomy places the organism in Eukaryota, Fungi, Basidiomycota, Agaricomycetes, Agaricales, Schizophyllaceae.
UCCCUUGACCUUUGUAUUCCACUUCUAUGACACGAAAACACAUCAAACCCUGGUUCACCCAGCCCAAGGCAGCCACGCUCAUCGAGUCCAACCUAAACUCAAGUGACGUGCACUCCGACAAGAAUACCCGGUCCCGAGGGCGUGCUGAGAUCUACGCUACCGUCACCGCGACUAUAUCGGCCUUCUAGCGCUGUUCCUAGCGAAGUCGUCAAUUACGGCGGCUAUUGAGCCCAUUUCGGCAAGCCUUCACGAGCUCGACCGCCCUGCCUCAUUCUCUCAAAUCGCGGGCCUUUUCAGUAGUUCCCGGUGAAUCGGGCGCUUGUUUCUCAUUGUAUCGCAUGACUGCAAUCGAGAAUGCGAGAAUACUGACGUUGGCAGUGUGCACUUGCCGCCAGAACAGGCAAACUCAGCGCGAUGAGACGUGCGAGGGCAGCGCUCUCGCAUCGCAUUUCCGCCGCCGCGAGUAAGCUAACUCUUACGUGUCGUAAUAGGUUUCCUAAGGCCGCGGAAGAGCGUCGAAAAUGGACGAGUGGGAGAUGGAAGAUCCAGGCGAGUAGGUGAGUAUCUCCAUCCGUCGACGGUGCGGCUCGCGCUUCCGGUGAGCGCGGCAUUCCUCGAGGAAGCUAAGCCGCUCGCCUCGCUUUCAGGGCGCCGAGGUUGGAGU